Carya illinoinensis is the source of this 1307-nucleotide messenger RNA. RefSeq names its product NADPH-dependent aldo-keto reductase, chloroplastic-like. Gene Ontology annotation, cellular component: cytosol. The coding region runs from base 24 to 1067 and encodes 347 amino acids. The record is from RefSeq and is a predicted model, not a curated record. The transcript has 7 exons. NCBI's taxonomy places the organism in Eukaryota, Viridiplantae, Streptophyta, Magnoliopsida, Fagales, Juglandaceae. Gene Ontology annotation, molecular function: aldose reductase (NADPH) activity.
GCUUUUUCAAGUGACGUGUGAGCAUGUGUCAGCUUAAUUUACAAAUUGAAAGCAAAGCUGUCUUCACCAGACCCGUACGUUCUUGUGAUCUGUACAAGGAAAUACAGUGUGCGUUUUUGCGAGGAAUGGGGAAGGAAAUUCGAUUCUUUGAGUUGAACACCGGGGCCAAGAUGCCUUCCGUUGGCCUCGGAACCUGGGACUCCGAGCUUGUUGACGUCGCCGUCACCACCGCCAUUAACGUCGGAUAUCGAAACAUUGAUUGUGCUCAACUUUAUGGCAACGAGAAGGAGAUUGGGUCUGCUUUGAAGAAGCUGUUUAAUAAUGGUGUAGUGAAGCGUGAGGACUUAUGGAUCACCUCCAAACUCUGGUGUACGGAUCAUGCUCCAGAAGAUGUACCAAAGGCAUUUGAUAAAACUCUGCAGGAUUUGCAGCUUGACUAUCUGGAUCUCUAUCUAAUACACUGGCCAGUUGGGAUGAAAAAGGGGUCAGUUGGAUUUAAGUCUGAAAACCUUACACGGCUAGACAUUCCAAGCACAUGGAAAGCAAUGGAGGCGCUAUAUGAUUCUGGCAAGGCUCGAGCCAUUGGAGUAAGCAAUUUCUCUACAAAGAAGCUGGAAGCUUUGUGGGUGGCGGCCAGAGUGCCUCCUGCUGUCAACCAAGUGGAGUGUCACCCUCACUGGCAGCAGCCAAAGUUGCACGCCUUUUGUAAAUCUAAAGGAAUUCACCUAUCUGGUUAUUCACCAUUGGGUUCCCCCGCUAUGGAGAUUAUGAAAAAGGAGGUCCUUAAAAACCCAAUUCUCCUUUGGGUUGCAGAAAAACUGGGAAAGACGCCUGCACAAGUGGCCCUUCGUUGGGGGCUGCAAAUGGGUCACAGUGUACUGCCCAAGAGCUCAAAUCAGACAAGGAUCAAGGAAAAUUUUGACGUUUUUGGCUGGUCUAUACCUGAUGAUUUGUUUGGAAAGUUCUCUGACAUUGAGCAGGAGAGGAUAAUUAAGGGCACUCCAUUUGUUCAUGAGACCUUCGGUGCCUAUAGGACCAUUGAAGAACUCUGGGAUGGGGAGCAGUGAGCAGAUCUUAUUUUUGCAGCAUUAUUGUAUUGCAUAUCCUGUUGGAUUACAUAUUCCCUGGUAGUAAAUAGUUUCUUCCUCAAAAGUUUAAAGUAAAUAAAAACUGAGGACAUUUGCUGAACAUGUUGAUAAAUAUAUUGCGGAGGGGUGAACUAAGAAGUUGUGAUACCUCUGCGUUGGAUAUUGUUUUGAGUUACAUUCAAAAUCGAUGAAACAUAGAUUUGGUGACUACUUUGAAAA